CCAAACUUCAAGAUGUACACUCCCGUCCAGUCUGCGCUCGUUCUCUUCCUCGGUCUUGCAGUUGCUGCUCCUGCACCCAUCACGCCCAACCCUCUUGUUCCACGUGCAUUGAACCCGUCUUGCGCCCCAGGAGGCAACCUUGAUCUCUCCAAGUUCAGCCUACAGCUCCCAACCGGCAGCAAAGGCAAAGUCGACCAAGUCUCGGGCGACAAGCUCAAAGGCUGCCAAGGCUGGACAAACGCACAGUACUUCUUCACUGAUAAGAAAGACGGUGCCGUCGUCAUGAAAGUCCCCGGCUCCCCCAGCUCCUCGCCCUGCGUCACCACCCCAAACAGCAAACACUGCCGCACCGAGCUCCGCGAAGCCUCGCCCCAGUCCUGGGACUCAAAGACCGCUACCAACCGUCUCAAGGCUGAACUGACCGUCGUCACUGCCGACGACUCCAAAUACGGCACCGUCAUCGGACAAGUCAAAGUCGACGACAAGGUCUCCAAGAAGCCUCUCUGCGAGCUCUUCAUCAACAAGAGCGGCACUUUGACUCUGGGAGUCAGCCAGAUCCCGGAUGUGAGCAGCCUCAAGAUGACGGAGAUUGGCAAAGUCAAGAUUGGCGAGAAGUUCAGCUACGAAUUGAGGUAUGAGAAGGGCGCUUUGAGUGUUGCUAUCAACGGCGGCGAGGCCAAGACCAUGAGCACUGGCCAGAUCAAGAGCCCUCCUUGCUACUUCAAGGCUGGCAACUACAACCAGGGCGAUAGCCCUAGUGAGGUUGCUUUCUACAGCAUCGAUGUUCAGCAUUGA
Molecule: messenger RNA, 795 nt
Organism: Periconia digitata
Lineage: Eukaryota; Fungi; Ascomycota; Dothideomycetes; Pleosporales; Periconiaceae
Source: the annotation of a GenBank genome assembly